UCCUCUCCAUCAAGCUCGCGGCGUCAAGGCCGCCCAGACCCACAGCGCCCUCUCUCGGCCUAAACUUCCCAGCCGUCUACUCACAGUACCAGGUAUCACUUAGAACAGAGAGGCACAGCCUCGGGUGCACCAAUGAGCCAAAUGGAGUUUGAAAUGGCCUGCGCUUCGCUCAAGCAGCUGAAGGGUCCUCUGAGCGAUCAGGAGAAACUGCUAGUGUACAGCUUCUACAAGCAGGCCACUCAGGGAGACUGUAACAUCCCUGUCCCUCCAGCCACAGAUGUGAAAGCAAAGGCCAAAUGGGAGGCGUGGAAUGUGAACAAAGGGAUGUCCAAGAUGGAUGCCAUGAGGAUCUACAUUGCCAAGGUGGAAGAGCUGAAGAAAAAUGAGCCCUGCUAAGGACAUUUUGGCAGACACAAGGAAGUAGCAUGGCCCCACUGGUAGGGAAUGGUUCAUUCCUGCUCCUGACAGCUGAAAUGCAUUGAAAGGGUAGCAAGGUUAGCGGAGACAUCAAUAAAUCAC
This is a messenger RNA of Psammomys obesus (fat sand rat), 519 nucleotides long. Its product is annotated as diazepam-binding inhibitor-like 5. Gene Ontology annotation, biological process: fatty acid metabolic process. NCBI's taxonomy places the organism in Eukaryota, Metazoa, Chordata, Mammalia, Rodentia, Muridae. The record is from RefSeq and is a predicted model, not a curated record. Bases 133 to 396 code for a protein of 87 amino acids. Gene Ontology annotation, molecular function: fatty-acyl-CoA binding. The transcript is spliced from 2 exons. Gene Ontology annotation, cellular component: mitochondrion.